Arctia plantaginis is the source of this 3348-nucleotide messenger RNA. NCBI's taxonomy places the organism in Eukaryota, Metazoa, Arthropoda, Insecta, Lepidoptera, Erebidae. The record is from the annotation of a GenBank genome assembly.
AUGAUGGCACCAUUUUCCAGGUUCUACCGGGCGAUGGUGCUUAAGAUAAAUCAACAUGAAGAUGAGGCAACGACAUCAGGACUUACAGAUGGUGCGCCGAGCGAGCAAAACCGUGUCAUAUUCGUCAAUAGACCACAGCCUAUCAAGUUUAUGAAAAAUGAAAUAUCUACUGCUAAGUAUAGUGUUCCAUCGUUCAUCCCCCUGUUCCUGUUCGAGCAGUUCCGGCGUUACUCAAACUGCUUCUUCCUACUGAUCGCCUUGCUGCAGCAGAUCCCAGAUGUGUCUCCAACUGGCCGAUGGACCACACUCACACCUCUCAUACUGAUCCUAAGUGUGAGCGCCAUCAAGGAAAUCGUUGAGGACUUCAAACGGCACAGGGCAGAUGAUGAGACCAAUAAGCGGAAGGUGGACGUUCUCCGGAACGGACGUUGGGAAAGUAUCCGUUGGGAACGUCUACAGGUCGGAGACAUAUGCAAGGUGCUCAACAAUCAAUUCUUCCCGGCAGACCUCGUACUCUUGGCCUCCAGCGAGCCCCAAGGCAUAUCAUUCAUCGAAACAUCCAACCUAGAUGGAGAAACAAAUCUGAAGAUCCGCCAAGCUCAUGCAGAGACAGCUCGUUUGGACAACACGCCUGCGCUGGUCGAGUUCACUUCUACGGUGCAAUGCGAACAGCCGAACAGACACCUUUAUGAGUUCAACGGACAACUCAAGGAGUCAAACGCCCGAGCAAUACCAUUGAACUUGGAUCAGAUGUUGCUACGUGGUGCGAUGUUACGGAACACGUCCUACAUUUACGGCGUGGUGGUGUACACGGGCCACGAGACCAAACUCAUGAAGAACUCCACCAAAGCGCCCCUCAAACGAUCGUCGAUCGACCGACAGACGAACACACACAUCCUCAUGCUGUUCCUCAUCCUGCUGACGCUGUCCUUACUCAGCGCUGGCUGCAACGAGCUUUGGAUGCGCUCACACGCGGAUUGGUACUUGGGGCUACAAGCGGCACAGAAGGCACACUUCGGAUUUAACUUUUUAACGUUUUUGAUACUGUACAACAAUCUUAUACCUAUAUCGUUACAAGUUACUGCGGAAAUAGUUAGAUUUUUUCAAGCAAAGUUCAUAGCUAUGGACUCUGAGAUGUACCACGAGGAGACAAACACGCCCGCCAUGGCCCGCACGUCGAACCUGAACGAGGAGCUAGGCAUGGUCAAGUACAUCUUCAGUGACAAGACUGGUACUCUUACAUGCAAUAUUAUGGAGUUUAAAAAGUGUUCCAUAGCUGAGAUAAUUUACAAUCCUCCUGGACAAAACGAGCGGCUGGAAGACGGCUUGCUGUACCAGAACCUGCAGCGGAACCACCCCACGGCGCCAGUUAUCCGCGAGUUCCUCACGAUGCUGGCGCUGUGCCACACCGUCAUACCCGAGCGGGUCAACGGGAAGGUCAACUACCAUGCCGCCUCCCCAGACGAGCGCGCGCUGGUGCUGGGCGCGGCGAUGUUCGGCUACGUGUUCCACACGCGCACGCCCAGCUCCGUCACGCUGCAGCUGCAGGACCGCCUCGAGGAGUACACCGUGCUCCACGUCAUCGACUUCACCUCGGCACGGAAGCGCAUGUCCGUCAUCGUCCGCACGCCCACCGGACAAAUAAAGCUGUACUGCAAGGGCGCGGACUCGGUGAUCUUCCCGCGGCUGUCGGGCGGCGGCGCGCGCUACGCCGACGCGACGCUGGCGCACCUCGAGCACUUCGCCUCCGACGGGCUGCGCACGCUCGUCUUCGCCGUCGCAGACAUUCCCGACGACGUCUACAAGGACUGGGCCAACACGUACCACAAAGCGAGUAUAGCGAUACAGGACCGCGAGCAGAAGAUCGAAGAAGCCGCUUUACUUAUUGAGAACAAUCUAAGGUUGCUCGGCGCCACGGCUAUCGAGGACAAACUGCAGGACGGUGUUCCCGAGACGAUAGCUGCGCUGCUGAAGGCCAACAUCCACGUGUGGGUGCUGACGGGCGACAAGCAGGAGACCGCCAUCAACAUCGCCCACUCCGCCCGGCUCAUACACACCGGCAUGCCUCUCGUCAUACUCAAUGAGGACAGUCUUGAUGGUACCCGCGAAGCCAUAUCACGACACGCGGCAGAGUUCGGUGAGAACUUGGGCAAACAGAACGAAGUGGCUUUGGUUAUUGAUGGCAAGACGCUCACGUAUGCCAUGGGGUGUGACUUGAAGAAGGAUUUCUUAGAGCUGUGCAUAUCGUGCAAAGUUGUGGUGUGCUGCAGAGUGUCGCCCAUACAGAAAGCAGAGGUGGUGGACAUGGUGUCGGCGGCGACGAGCGCGGUGACGCUGGCCAUCGGCGACGGCGCCAACGACGUGGCCAUGAUCCAGCGCGCCUCCGUGGGCGUGGGCAUCUCCGGCGUCGAGGGGCUGCAGGCCGUCUGCGCCUCCGACUACAGCAUCGCGCAGUUCCGUUUCCUGCUGCGGCUCCUAUUGGUCCACGGCGCCUGGAACUACUCACGCAUCAGCAAGCUAAUACUGUACUCGUUCUACAAAAACAUAUGUUUAUACGUCAUCGAGUUGUGGUUCGCAAUAUAUUCGGCAUGGUCGGGCCAGAUCCUGUUCGAGCGCUGGACGAUAGGUUUCUACAACGUGAUAUUCACGGCGCUCCCGCCCUUCGCCAUUGGGCUAUUCGACAAGCUGUGUUCAGCUGAAAUUAUGUUAAGGCACCCCGUCUUGUAUAUACCAUCUCAACAAGGUCUGCUGUUCAACGUGCGGGUGUUCUGGGUGUGGGCGGUGAACGCGCUGCUGCACUCGGUGCUGUUGUUCUGGCUGCCCAUGCUCAUGGCCAGCAACCACGUGCUGUGGCCCAGCGGCAAGGACGGAGGGUACCUCGUCAUGGGCAAUAUUGUUUACACGUACGUGGUGCUGACGGUGUGCCUGAAGGCGGGGCUGGCCACGCACUCUUGGACGUGGGUCACGCACGUGGCCAUCUGGGGCUCUGUCGCCAUGUGGUUCGUGUUUAUCCUCAUCUACAGUAACGGGUACCCGAUCAUCUUAAUCGGCGCCGUGAUGCGCGGCAUGGACCGGAUGCUGUUCAGCUCGCUCGUGUUCUGGCUCGGGAUGAUCCUCAUACCCAUCGCCACGCUCAUCCCCGACGUACUCAUCACUGUUGUCCAUAACUCCGCAUUCAAAUCGACGACGGAAGCGGUGCGAGAGAGCGAGAUAAAACAACGUGAUCCAAGUGCUCUACUCACACACCCGCGACAUUCCAAACCCAGCGGCUCGCCCGUGGGGCUGCGCUGGCGCCGAGCGGUCGUGGCGCCGCAGGAGCGCGCGGAGCGGCGCGGCCGCGUCAUUUGA